AUGGCGGAAGAACAAGCAGCUCACCAUCUACUAAACGUGCUAGAAGAGAGAGGGCUCAAUGUUGACCUGGACAAGAUACUUCUAGGCUUCGAAAAUGAAGAUACAAAGCAGCAAGCCGCAGCGUGGGUAGAAGAGUAUUUGCAUGAGGAGACGCUAUUGACGACAGAAGAGCUAGAGCUAUAUCAGACGCUGAAGAAGAAAGGGCUGCUGCACCAAUAUGAAAGCGAGGGCGAGCCCAUUCGUCCCAUCCUAGAUGAUGAGAUUGCAUCAGCAAUUGAAUCUUUGCAGAGCUCGACAGCGGUUAUUGAGGAGCAGUGCAAAGUCCUGGAGGCACAGAAAAGCGCCUUGAUGAAGCUAAAAGCUCUUGACAAGCCGAAUUUGGAAGUCGAGCAUGCGAGGAAUGAGAGGAGAAGGAAAGAAGGUCAGGAGAAGGCUAGAUUGGAUGUUGCGGUUGACGAUGUCUCAACCUCUCUUACCGACCAGUUGACCGAGACACAAAAGGAGAUAGACACCGAGAAGUCUGCACUUAGGAGCUACUUGGCCGAACGACUUAGCUCAGACGACCAAAUCCUGGGUCGACUACCAGGCAUUGUCUCCCAGAUUGUGACGGAGGUUGAGGUGAGCGAGGAUGAGAAGUCGAUUGAGCAAUGGUGCAAGGCUAUCAUUUCCUUCCGCACAGCAGAGAUCAAGGCUCGGGUUGACACUGUCUAUCUGAACACCUUGUCUGAACAUUCGCCCAAUCUUGAUUCGGAUGUAUCAGAACAGGAGUUGACGGAGCGAAAAGUAGCGCUGCAAGCGGAGAUGGAAGAGCUGCAUAGCGAGAUUGCUUCCGUGGCCGAGAUGGUGGUUGAGCACGACAUAAGGAAGCCAAUGAACGAGAUGAAGGACCGCAAGGACCGAGAGAACAAGCAGGCGCGAAGUGCUUGGCUCAACUAUGUUCUGUCAACACUCAACUACAUGGGCAGACGCCUUGACACCAUUACUACUAGCACCAAAAACAUCGACGAGCUCCAGCAGGUGCUCGCACAUAUCGAUGGAGCUGCAACUAAGCGCAUGCCCGAUACACAUGCAGUGACGUCGACCACCAAAAGGAGAAGUACAACAUCCGGCUCUUCCGCAUUUACGCCUAUGGUAAAGCUCAAGCCCACCAAUACUCUCGAUCUGCCUGCUGCGCUUCAGGAUGCACUUCGUCGAACGGGCAUCUCGUUCAACCAAGACAGCAUUGAAGCCCUGCAAGACGCGUUGGCCAAAGCGCAACUCGAGCGAGCCAGCAAGCUACAUGAUCACUACGAGUCCAUUUCACUCUCAACACACGACACGCUAGCUGAGCGAUCAAGUAAAGCAGACGGCGACUCGAAGGUCGUCUUGAACGCGUUGUACAAGCACACGCCGUUCCAGCAGGUCAGCCUAACCAAGUCAAAGUUGGACGAUCAGUUGAAGGCUAUGGAGCGGGAACUAGAGGAGAAGGAUCGUGAGCUAUUAGAAGCUGAGGGCAACGACCUGAGCUUGAGCGAUCCGAAGGUCAGAGCUUUCAUCGCAAGAUAUGGAAAGUAG
Messenger RNA from Cucurbitaria berberidis CBS 394.84, 1554 nucleotides. RefSeq lists its product as uncharacterized. The transcript has 4 exons. The record is from RefSeq and is a predicted model, not a curated record. Lineage: Eukaryota; Fungi; Ascomycota; Dothideomycetes; Pleosporales; Cucurbitariaceae. The coding region runs from base 1 to 1554 and encodes 517 amino acids.